UGUUCGGGCACUCAGGGUGUCCAGAGAGGGUCCUGCCUGAGCCUAGGUGCUUGGACUGCUAGAGUGACAGGUGUUACUGGAGGAGUCCAGUGGACACGCAGCUAUGGGGCUGCUGACAGGGGAUGUGUUGGUGUCCCUGGCUUUGGCUGCGGCGAUCUUCUUUCUCCUAGUGGAUCUGAUGCACCGGCGCCCACGCUGGGCUGCACGCUACCCGCCAGGCCCCAUGUCAAUGCCAGGGCUGGGCAACCUGCUGCAAGUGGACUUCCAGGAUGUACCCUGGUGCUUUGGCCAGCUGCGACGCCGCUUCGGGGAUGUGUUCAGCCUGCAGCUGGCCUGGACCCCGGUGGUCGUGGUGAACGGGCUGGAGGCCGUGCGCGAGGCGCUGGUGAAGCACAACGAGGACACUGCCGACAGGCCUCCCUCCCCAGUCUACGAGCACCUGGGCUACAGGCCACAUAUGGAAGGGGUGAUCCUGGCGCGCUACGGGCCCGACUGGCGCGAGCAGCGGCGCUUCUCCUUGUCCACUCUGCGCUUCUUCGGUCUGGGCAAGAAGUCGCUGGAGCUGUGGGUGACUGAGGAGGCCGCCUGCCUCUGUGCCGCCUUCGCCGACCACGCCGCACGGCCCUUUAGCCCCAACGCGCUCCUGAACAAAGCGGUGGGCAACGUGAUCGCGUCCCUCACCUACGGGCGCCGCUUCGAGUACGACGACCAGAGCUUCCUCAGGCUAAUGGAAUUGGUGAUGGAGGCACUGAAGGAGGAUUCUGGCCUCCUACGCGAGGUGCUGAAUGCUGUCCCCGUGCUCCUGCGCAUCCCCGGGCUGCCUGGCAAGGUCUUCCCUGCACAGAAGGCUUUCAUGGCCCUGCUCGAUGAGCUGGUGACUGAGCACAGGAUGACCCGGGACCCGGCCCAGCCACCCAGAGACCUGACUGACGCCUUCCUGGCCGAGGUGGAGAAGGCCAAGGGGAACCCAGACAGCAGCUUCACCGAUGAGAACCUGCGGAUGGUGGUGUCUGACCUGUUCUCCGCUGGGAUGGUGACCACCUCGACCACGCUGGCCUGGGGCCUCCUGCUCAUGAUCCUGCACCCGGAUGUGCAGCGCCGUGUCCAACAGGAGAUUGACGAAGUGAUAGGAAAGGUGCGGCGACCAGCAAUGGGUGACCAGGCCCACAUGCCCUUCACCACUGCUGUGAUUCACGAGGUGCAGCGCUUUGCGGACAUCAUCCCCCUGGGUGUGCCCCACAUGACGACCCGUGACAUUGAAGUGCAGGGCUUCCUAAUCCCCAAGGGGACAACACUCUUCACCAACCUGUCAUCGGUGCUGAAGGACGAGGCGGUCUGGGAGAAGCCUUUCCGCUUCCACCCGGAACACUUCCUGGACGCUCAGGGCCGCUUCGUGAAGCCUGAGGCCUUCAUGCCUUUUUCAGCAGGCCGCCGCAUGUGCCUCGGGGAGCCCCUGGCCCGCAUGGAGCUCUUCCUCUUCUUCACCUCCCUCCUGCAGCGCUUCAGCUUCUCGGUGCCGCCGGGACACCCUCAGCCCAGCGACCACGGUGUCUGUAACUUCCUGGUUACCCCGUCCCCAUACCAGCUUUGUGCUGUGCCCCGCUAGGGCCCGACACCAGGCCCCAGCCUUCUCCCCGGCCGGGGGCCCUGAUGUCCAAUAAACCAAUGUGCUUUGCCCA
Molecule: messenger RNA, 1679 nt
Organism: Lemur catta (Ring-tailed lemur)
Lineage: Eukaryota; Metazoa; Chordata; Mammalia; Primates; Lemuridae
Product: cytochrome P450 2D17-like
Exons: 9
Coding region: 104-1606 (500 amino acids)
Biological process (GO): arachidonate metabolic process; xenobiotic metabolic process
Cellular component (GO): cytoplasm; intracellular membrane-bounded organelle
Molecular function (GO): oxidoreductase activity, acting on paired donors, with incorporation or reduction of molecular oxygen, reduced flavin or flavoprotein as one donor, and incorporation of one atom of oxygen; heme binding; iron ion binding
Source: RefSeq, a predicted model, not a curated record